AUGGUCUACAAUAGACCAAUCCCCACAACUGGCGCCAUGAAGCGGUCUGCUUCAGCCCUCGAAGGACCUCCGGGAUGGGAUGUUGCUCCUCCUAUGAUGACCCAUUCUCGCUCAUCAUUUCGCCCUCCUUAUACUCACUACGCCAUGAUCUAUCUAGACCAAGAUGGCAAGCUCAAGGUUGACGAGUCCUCGUCCAUUCAAGAACACAACGCAACCGUGUUCAACCCUGAAGUCCGCCAGAACUUCCUUGAGAUCCUCGGCGAACGCAUUGGCUACCACGCCCCCAUUCGCCAGACCGCAGAUGCAUCCCCCAGACGGGUGAGACGACGCAAAGGCAAUGGUCCCUCGAUCUCCGAGGACCGUCUCUCCGAGCAGGCUUCUGACAGCGAAGACUUCUCCAACGGAUCUACCGAAAUGGUUCCUCUCCGCAUUGGAGACACCCAAAAGGUUAUGUCUUACUAUGAGAGUGCUCUUAAGCACUUCCAACAACUCAACUGCCGUAUGGUUGCCAAGGCAUUCAUCAAAUUCAUCGAGCCGCGCAAACAGGUCAGACAUCCUUACAAUGGUGGUAAGCCUCCACCGGGAUCUGCCCCCGGUACCACCGGUGAUCCAGAAAAGACCAAGCCCGAGUGGUGGCCCCCAGGUGUCAUGCACAAGGAGCCUGACCACUUACGUAAAGAGUACCGCAUUGAGCUUCUCCUUCACAUCAUCCGUCACCUUGGUGGCUACGGUAUUACUGCAGACAAGCUCAAGGAAGUCGCUGGGGAUACAAAGCGAAGCUUGAAGCACCCAUCCCACGUCGAGAUCAUCUACGAGAUCCUCCGCGUCCGCAAGAUGGAAGAGCGCCUUGAGCGCGGCGAAGUCGACGCCAAUAUGAUCGUGUACACCAUGAACCGCGGACCCAGCCCCAAGGGCGACGAAGAAGAAGAAUCCAACGACGCUCCUUCAGUGACAAUCGAGGAAUCCGAGCACAGCGUGCAAGGCCUCAUGACCCCCAUCUCCUCCGUCGAGCACAUCAGCGCCGCUCUCACCACACCAAUUGAUACCCUCCCCCCCGCCCGCUCCCUCCCAGGCAGCUUCUCCAUGCCCGAGUCCAUCAGCUUCGAAGGACCCCGUCACGACCGCCCCUACUAUGCCACACCACCUCAAUACACAGACACCUUCUCCUCACAGCCAAUGAUCAACACACCCGUAACAGCAGAGAUGAUCAGCCCCCACGACGUCUCCGUCUUCGACUACUCAUCCCAUAACGCCCUGGACCAGUCCCGCGCUGGCCACUAUGACCCCUGGGCUCCGACCCCAACCUUCCGCCAGAAUAUCUUCGGGACAGUCGAGUACAAUUCCGCACCCACUAGCCAGCCCAUGUCCCAGCCAUCAAUGAGCUACCACAUGCCCAUGGCCCCUCACAUGCAUGACAUGUCGCAAUCUCAUAUCGACCAGCGCUCCCUGCCUUUCCGCACCGGCUCGCUAGGCCACCCUCACCCUAAUGGCCUGCCUCUUUCUCACGCCGUCUAG
Molecule: messenger RNA, 1515 nt
Organism: Penicillium nucicola
Lineage: Eukaryota; Fungi; Ascomycota; Eurotiomycetes; Eurotiales; Aspergillaceae
Exons: 4
Coding region: 1-1515 (504 amino acids)
Source: RefSeq, a predicted model, not a curated record